GGAGCGGGUUACUACAGCCACGGCUACUACGACGGCGAUGCCACUGCCAUGGCCGGUAACUUCUUCGUGGCGCCGGAGGAGCAGAUCAUGGCCGAUCCGGCUGGAUUCAUGGUCGAUCUGAACCUCCAGUUCGACGACCAGGACGACGGCGCCGGCACGUCGGCGGCGGCGUGCAAGAGGAAGUUCGGCGACCAGAACGGCACUCAGAGCGACGCGGUCACCGCCCCGAAGAAGAAGGCGCGCUCCACGGCACCACCGGUGCAGAGGAAGGGCAAGAGCAGCGCGCAGCCCAAGAAGGCUUCGAAGGGCUCGUGCAGCCGAGGCGCCCAGGAAGAGAGCAAUGGCGAGGCCACCAACAACGUGCAGAGCUCCAGCAACUACCUCUCCGACGAGGAGGGCUCGCUGGAGAUGACCUCCUGCAGCAACAUGAGCUCGGCGUCCAAGAAGACGUCGUCGUCGCGGGGUGACCACGGCGGCGGCGCCAAGGCGAGGGCCGGGCGCGGAGCGGCCACCGACCCGCAGAGCCUCUACGCCAGGCAGAAACGUAGAGAAAAGAUCAACGAGCGGCUGAAGGUGCUGCAGAACCUCAUCCCUAACGGAACCAAGGUGGACAUCAGCACGAUGCUGGAAGAAGCAGUUCACUACAUCAAGUUCAUGCAGCUCCAGAUCAAGCUUUUGAGCUCGGAUGACAUGUGGAUGUUCGCGCCGAUCGCCUACAACGGCUUCAACGUCGGCCUCGACCUCAAGAUCGCGCCGCCGCAGCAAUGAUCAGCUCUGGAGCCAACGAGGCUCGAGCAACUUUCUCGGCAGUUCAUAUGUGCAUUCGUGCACAAUGAUUCUUAAGUG
Triticum dicoccoides is the source of this 846-nucleotide messenger RNA. RefSeq names its product transcription factor RSL2-like. The transcript is spliced from 5 exons. Gene Ontology annotation, cellular component: nucleus. Gene Ontology annotation, biological process: regulation of transcription by RNA polymerase II. Gene Ontology annotation, molecular function: DNA-binding transcription factor activity, RNA polymerase II-specific; RNA polymerase II cis-regulatory region sequence-specific DNA binding; protein dimerization activity. Bases 49 to 768 code for a protein of 239 amino acids. The record is from RefSeq and is a predicted model, not a curated record. NCBI's taxonomy places the organism in Eukaryota, Viridiplantae, Streptophyta, Magnoliopsida, Poales, Poaceae.